This is a messenger RNA of Melanotaenia boesemani (Boeseman's rainbowfish), 2050 nucleotides long. RefSeq names its product glycolipid transfer protein a (gene gltpa). Gene Ontology annotation, biological process: intermembrane lipid transfer; ceramide transport. The coding region runs from base 233 to 862 and encodes 209 amino acids. NCBI's taxonomy places the organism in Eukaryota, Metazoa, Chordata, Actinopteri, Atheriniformes, Melanotaeniidae. The record is from RefSeq and is a predicted model, not a curated record. Gene Ontology annotation, molecular function: ceramide 1-phosphate binding; ceramide 1-phosphate transfer activity. Gene Ontology annotation, cellular component: cytosol; membrane; cytoplasm. The transcript is spliced from 5 exons.
GUGACAAUGGUUCAGCUCUAUCACUAACAAGUCAGUCACAUGAGCUUGCAGCUGGAUGUCCUUCUAUGACCUGGGUUCACUGUAGGUGACUUGAGUGCAUUUGUAUGCGUGUAUGUCUGUGUGGGUGUGUGUCUUGGUUUUCAGUCUAUUGGUGUCACAGUGAAUCUGCAGUGGAGUGUUUGACAGCCUGUUGCUUUCAUUCCAGGACUAACACUGUGUUCAGAGUAAAGAGAUGGCUCUGUUGAUCGAGCAUCAGUUUAGACAGCUGCCAGCUGACAAACAGGUGGAAACAAGACCAUUUCUGGAGGCUGUAUCAUACCUUCCACCAUUCUUUGAUUGUCUCGGCUCUACAGUUUUUGCCCCAAUCAAGGCUGACAUAUCUGGAAAUAUCACAAAAAUCAAAGCAGUCUAUGAUACCAAUCCUGGACGAUUCAAGACACUUCAGCAGAUUUUGGAGGUAGAGAAAGAAAUGUAUGGAGGAGAAUGGCCCAAAGCUGGAGCAACACUGGCACUUAUGUGGCUGAAAAGGAGUCUUAGAUUCAUUCAGAUCUUCCUUCAGAGCCUGGUGAAUGGUGAAAAGGAUGACAACAACCCAAACCUCAUUCGAGUUAAUAUCACAAAAGGCUAUGAAAUAGCCCUUAAAAAGUAUCAUGGCUGGUUUGUGCAACAGCUCUUUAAGGCUGCUUUUUUUGCUGCUCCUUAUAAGUCAGAUUUUCUAAAGGCCCUCUCCAAGGGUCGGGAUGUCAAGGAGGAGGAUUGCCUGGAAAAAAUACGAAAAUUCCUCAUCAACUUCUCUGCCACUGUUGAUGCUAUUUAUGAUAUAUAUACUAAAAUGAAUGCAGACCUCAACUACAAGGUGUGACUGUGGGACACUUAAUCAACCAUAAAGUCUUUUGCAUUCUGGCUGACAUUUACCACACUCUAAUGUUUCCGAUCAAGUAUUAGUGCACUUUUAAUCACAUGUGUGCCUUUUCUAUUUCCCGCCUGCAGCAGCAGGUCUGGUAUUUAUUGAUUUUAUAUUUUAAGUCUUGCUUUUUUUAGUCUUUUAAUUCACAAGGUAUAUGUACAUGAUCAAAAGUGCUUGCAAAUAUGUGGAGGUAACACCAGAAAUGAAAGUGCAACUUGAACCAUCAGGUGGAAUAAAGGCAAGAAAAUACACAAAAUCACAUUUUACUCUGAUCAAAUUAUUCUCAAACUGUAUGCUGUAAAUAGCCUUUGUUGUUGAGCAGAUGCCAUAGUUUCUUGAAAUGAGCGCAUCAGCCUUUCUGCCUUUAAUUGUGUCUGUUUUCAUACAUGUCAACUUGUGUAAACCAGCUAGGAAAGAAAAUGUAAAUUAUCGUUAAAAGUUUGGUCUGCUUAUAUCAACCCAUCUGCUAUGAACUCCAUAUUUUUGCUGUGUUUCCAAAGCAAUGCAGUGCUCAGUGUUUUUUCCCUCCACUCUGCUUACAGGUGUACACAUGAUACUAAACCUGUAUUUUCUUUAAACCUCUAUGUAAAAAGUGAAUAUCUUGUUUUAGAAUGUUACUGACCCCUAAAUGGUUUUCUCAUGGUUUUCUUGUGGCAUGCUACACCUUUGUCCUCUUGCAUUAUCUUGCAUUAUGUGGACAGAUUCAUUCUGUACAUUUAGUUUAUAUAAUUAACCCCUUUAAAUCCUUCAGUUUAUGCCUAAAAUGUGUUUUUUUAUGGAUAAAAGACUUGUUGUGGACUCUUUCACUUUCACUGGACCUUUGCUGAUGUAACCGGACUGUUUUUGUUGUAGUUCUGCUACUGGAGGACAGUAUGGCUUCAAAGAUAAACUGCAUUGGGAAAAAAGUGUUUACUGAAUCUACAGCUAUAAUUGUAGCAUGGAAUGGUAUACAUUAUUCAGAUUUCAAGAAUCUUAGCUUUCCAAUGGUGUAUGACAUGUGUAGGUACUGCAUUGUGUAGGUAGGUGAAGGCAGACUGAGUAAAAUACUUGUUUGUAAUGUCCCACCCACAGGGCGUCUGGUACCAACGUGUUAAAGAUAUAAAAGAUAUGUUUAUAAAUUAAACUUGCUUGUGACUAUAUUUA